AGGAAAUUGCCUCUCUUUCUGUUAACGAUGGACGAAGAAAGGAAACCAAAUCUUUUCCUCGUCUAAAUAAGUAGAAGAAGAAGAAGAAAGCGACAGCAGCAGCCAUACGAAAAGCAAAUUGGAACGUAGUAAUGGAAAUGCUAGAUCCUGGGAACCACAACCUUAGCAAUUCUAACUCGCAGAGUGCUCAGAAAACGAAAGCGACGGUAAUGCUCGGCAACUCGAACGGUUCAUUCAGAAGCUCUCACCACCGGCGAGCCCAUUCUGAGGUGAAUUUCAGGCUCCCGCAUGACCUAGAUAUUGUCGCUGAUCCGUUUGAUGCGCCCACCGCCAGCUUUGAAGAGAUCGGAUCGGAGGACGAUCUCUUUUGUACGUAUAUGGACAUUGAGAAGCUCGGAUCCAAGAUCGAGGAUUGCACGACAGGGGGAAGCAAGCUGGUAGAUUUCCGGAUCGAUGAUGGAGGUAUCGUUGACGGACGGAAUUGUAUGGGUCAGAACGGAGGAGCAGCAGGAGGAAGAGGUGAUGUUGGUGUUUCUGGAGCCGUACGGUCUGAGAACAGUGUUGAAGAAAAGAAUGUUAGGCCUCGGCACCGGCAUAGCAAUUCGGUCGACGGCUCUUCCAUCUUAAGAGGAGAGUCUCUGUUUGGGGAUGUAAUGGAUGCCAAGAAGGCAAUGCCUCCAGAUAAGCUUGCUGAACUUUGGACACUUGACCCCAAGCGAGCCAAAAGGAUUCUUGCAAAUCGACAGUCUGCUGCUCGGUCAAAAGAGAGGAAAGCUCGUUAUAUAUCAGAACUUGAGCGAAAAGUUCAGACAUUACAAACUGAAGCAACAACACUUUCUGCACAACUGACAUUAUUUCAGAUGUGGAUCAUAUCAAAUUGCCUCAACAAUUCAAGCGCGUCAAACUCUCAACAUAGAGACACAACGGGUCUCACUACUGAGAACACUGAACUUAAGCUUCGAUUACAAGCUAUGGAACAGCAAGCUCAGUUGCGUGAUGCUUUGAAUGAGGCAUUGAAGCAGGAGGUUGAGAGGCUCAAGAUUGCUACAGGGGAAAUAUUGAGCCCUGCGGAGACAUUUAGUUUGGGAAUGCACCAUAUCCCAUAUACCCCUUCGCCAUUUUUCUCUCUUCCACAACAAACAGGUUCUAGAGGACACCAGAAUAUUCAAGUGCCACAAUUUCAUCCUUCUCAGUCUAACAUGGCAAGCCAACCAAUGCUUGUAGCCAACACUCGUACUCUCCCGGAGAUGUUGCAGCAAGACCCACUUGGCAGAUUACAGGGGCUUGACAUUAGUAGUGGGCCCUCACAUCUCGUGAAGUCCGAAGGUCCAUCAAUCUCUGCUAGUGAAAGCAGCACCUUUUAACUUGAAUUUGAUGUCCAUCUGCUGACCUACCAAUAUUCCUGCUCUAUUUGUUAGAUUGUCCAUAGCCUGACACCCAGUCCCUUGUCAAAUCCAUUUAGCUUCAUUCUUAUUUAUUUCCUGAAGUAUCGUGAUUUUUUUAUUUCAUUGGUAUUUCUCUUGCGGUCCAGCUCUUUUUUUAUUGUUUCGUUUUGUAUUUUCCUUUUUAGUCUUAGUUUCACUUUACAUUUAUCAUGCUCAUCUCUUUUUUGGAUAAAAGUUCACUUAUACUGUGAAAGUAUUUUUGAGUUCUUUCUGCAUUAAAUGGAUACGGAGUUCAUUUACCUGGUGCUUUGAUGUCAGAAAAGAAACACUGUUUAAUUCUUGUAUUCACUUUUUUUGGUAAUAAUUCUUGUAUUCACUUGA
Molecule: messenger RNA, 1766 nt
Organism: Nelumbo nucifera (sacred lotus)
Lineage: Eukaryota; Viridiplantae; Streptophyta; Magnoliopsida; Proteales; Nelumbonaceae
Product: transcription factor RF2b
Biological process (GO): regulation of DNA-templated transcription
Cellular component (GO): nucleus
Molecular function (GO): DNA-binding transcription factor activity
Source: RefSeq, a predicted model, not a curated record